GCUAGCUAGUUUGUUUCCUAGCUGUUUGCAAACAUGGCUGGAGACCUGCGAGGCUUUGCGCUGGAGAAAGCCGAGCUGCUUUCCAGUCGUCUGAAAGAGCUCCUGUCCUCUGGAGAAGAGUAUGUCCGGGCUCAGUUUGGGGUUGAUUUGGGUCUGAAGCCGGAGCUGUACCCGACCUGGGUCAUCCUGCUGAGCACGGCCGUGGUGGGGCUGCUGCUGGCGGCCGUCUGCGGAGCUCUGCUGGCCGGGAAGAAGCGCGGAGGCUGCGGCAGUAGAGGAGGCAGUGAGCACGAUAAGGCCCAUGUAGCCAAAACUACCAAACCAGAAGAACAAAAGAAAAGGAGCAGAAAGAAAACCCAGGAAAAGAAGACUCAAUCCAAUGGACAACCAGUGACCGUGGCUCAAGAGGAAGUUCAAGUUACUGAGGUGGUUUCCAAAUUGUCCCCCCAGAUCAAAACUGAGAAGGUGCGUGAGGUACAGUCACCGGUGCAGGUGAAAAAGAACAAGAAGAAAACCAAGACAGAUGUGAAACCGGUCCAGAAAGUGUCUACGAACGAUGGGAAGGAACCUGAUGAUGGUGCAUGGGAGACUAAAGUCAGUAACCGGGAGAGGAAGCAGCAGCGCAGGAAGGACAGGGGCCCUGAGGACUCCGGUAGCCCAGGAAGUGUGGAGACCCCCAAGACCCGUGGGGAGUCACCUGCAGCCACAGUGCCCACCAAUACUAAGAAGAACAGAGGAAACCAUGAGUCCCUGCAUUCAAGAUCAUCUGGUAAAGGUGACUCCCAGCCACCCAGCAGGAGAGAGGAGCCUUCAGUCAAUGGUGGACGGUGGACCGACAUUUCCUUGAAGAUACCCGGUCAGAUGGGGACUAUGGAGGGGACUAAGUGGAGUGCCAUCCACACAAAUACACAUUACAGGACCCAACCUGAACCCCAGUCCUGGGGACAGGAGACUCAAGCAGCAUGGAGUGGCAUCAAUGGCCGAAGUAAGACUGAAAUCAACCCUGCGUCGUUCUCCAUGCUGGGACUAAACACCACAGAUUCAGUAUCAAAUUCAAUUGGGCUUCAGUGGACGAGACACCCAGAAGUUGAUGAUGAAUGGUCUGGAUUCAAUGGGGUGGCAGCAGUGGACCCCAGCUCCGACUGGAAUGCCCCAUCGGAGCACUGGGGAAACUAUGAAGAGCCUCCCGUGUUGGCGACACCAGCCCCUCCCCUGAAGGAGCAGCCCGCCCCUAGCAAGGUAUCAGAGGAUGAGAAGGACUCCGAAGAUCCUGCCGGGGGAGCAGCCAAAUCCAAGAAGAGGAGAAGAAAGAAAAAGAAAACAGAAGAAGAGGCUGCAUCUGAGGCUCAGACGGCGAGCACCGUGCCCCAGGUACCCAAGCCCCAAGAGCUUCCUGCGCCAGCCUCCAAAAAGCAGAAUCCCAGCAUAUCCUCCUCUCAGAAGAAGUCUGAGCAGGUUGUGGAGCCUCCGAAGCCGUCCCAAAAGAAAAAGGUCAGAAGGGAAACAUGAAGUCACAUCACAGGUCUACACAAAACUUAUGCAAAUGAUUGUUAAAAGUGUCACAUGCAAUAAUUACCAGGUACAGUUUCUUUCUGAGAUACGUUAACAGUUUAUCAAUUACCGGAAGAAAAAAAAAAAAGAAAACAAGCAGCAAAUAUCAACCUGCUUGACUAAAUAAAACAAUGAAAUGUGGUCCUAUGGACUUAAAUCUUACCUAAUUUGCACUAUUUGCUACACUGCAAACAAGAGUGGAGUUUCAGGAGAGCAGUGGAGGUACAUGUUUAUGUUCAUAUUUUAAAUGGCAUCAAAAGGGUUUUUUUCCCUCCAAGAGUUGUUUGUUCAUCAAUUUUAACCCAAAAAUAGAAAACGGGUUUUAUUCAUUUUUUAUUUUUUGCUAUAAGAAAAUUUUAAUUUCCAAGAAAAACGCAUAUUUUUUGCUCCCCCAGAAUGUUGCACUUUUUUUUUGUUUACAAUGCUGCCGGCCGUCCUUAUAUGAAUUACUGAAAUGUGUAAGAGCACGUUGCAUAUGAGUGCUGGUCUCAGAUCAGUUCACACAACACUCACAUACCAUAUGUACACUCAAGGCUGUGAAAUGAUAGUCAUAGAGCAACUGUAAUGUAAAAAAUGAGGGUGAAAAAUCUAAAAUCCUGGUUUUGUGCAAAAAUGCACUCUGAAGUUCAUUUAGCGAAGUUAAUGUGGGACACACUGAUGGUUAUUAUUUGAUUGUCUUUUUUGUUCCCUCUUUGUGUUUCCCCGCUGAGCUGCGGCGGAAUAAUACGUCCCAUUAGUCACAUGUAGGUUUGUUGCUGGGACAAAACAUCAGCGAUAACCUACAUGUGACUGUCAAGACAAAUAUGUCAGACUGCCGAGGCCUCGUUUCAGUUUCAGUUGAACUUCAAAAUCAAUUUUUGCUUGACACAGUGAGUUUAUAUCUUUUUAUAUUUGUGCCACAUUUCUUCUGGUGUAGUCGCUCUGUGAAGAUAUCAUCGCACAGCCUCGAUGGACAAACUGUACCUAUGACAUAUGAGAGUGUAAAAUAGACUCAAACUUAACCGUACAAACACUCAACAUCAAACAUUUACUUCCUGUCGGCCCCCUAGCGGAAUGACAGCUGUGGUUAGGUUGAAGUACAUGUCAAUAACAGUGAUGACAAGGUUUCACCGCAGCGAACUAAGUGUCCUCCUUACAACCUUUACUGCUGUGAAAUCCACCUUCCUGCUUUCCAUCUAUACGAUCACAUGUUCCAAACAUUCAUAGUUUUGUCAAAAUAUUGAUCCUCUUGAGUUUAUAGAGGGAAAGAAAGAGUAUUUAGCCAUAUUUUGUUGAAACUAUGACGAUAAAAAACUUUGGGUUUACAGAUGAACAGCAGAAAAGUUUAUUUUGGAUGAGAUGAAUUUUUUUUUUCACAGCUAUAUUUGGAAUUUGGACAUAAAAAAAUCCUGAUCCUGGACUCACACUGGGGACUGUUGAUAAGUGUUACGUAGAGAGCACAGUAACAGAGUUGGACCACCAGGAGGUGCUGUAAUGUGAAGUUAAGCAGCAGUGGGAAUGCAGUAGCACUAUUUAAGUAUUGCCCCCUUGACUUUUAUCUGUCUGAGUAUGUUUGUUCUUAUCAGACUAGACUGUGCAUUGAUUUUUCUAGAGACAUUUAUGGUUCCUUCUGCACUCUACAUGAUUUUUAAAAAAACCCUUUCUCUCUUUUUUUCUUGUGCUAGAAAAAGCCAUGCCAUUAUGUACAGAUUGUAAGGGCUUUUUUCCAGUUCUGUGAUUGCACUGUGCAAAAGGCUGUAUUGAGUUCCUUUUUUUUUUUUUUUAAAUGUAGAUUAAUUGUUUUUUCUACCUUUUUGCUGAAUGUUAAACGUGUACCUUUUGGUUUGUGACUGACUUCCAGGAUUUAUGAUGGAGGAGGGGAAAAAAAGUUCUUUUGGACAUAAAUUGAGAUUGAAGACAUACAUAGAGACAGAUAUUUGAGCAGCUUUAAUUCCACGUCCGUUGAUUUUUGAACAACACACACAUGCGCACACACACACACACACACACACAGUAUAAUACAUACAGGAAUUUAAUUGACUCAACGUUUUUACAAUUAAUUCCAUUGCCUUAACCUGUAGUUGUAUAGAAAGUGCAUUUGCGAAUCUUUUUUAUAGUUUUCAUCCAAUUGCAAGUUUUGAUGUCAGAAUUAAUUUAAUCUUGCAUGACUUUGAUAAUAGUACUUUGUGUACAUGAAAUUAAAACGAGCGAUCUCUUGCUUUAACUGUAAGUACUUGGUCCUGGAGUACCACUCAAUGUAUAUAUACUGUGAUCGGAGACAUAUUGCAGUUUUUCUGUGGGGCAGCCGAUUGAGUGGAGACAAACAGGACUGUUGUUGGUCGGCUAAUGAGCCUUAUUAAUGCAUCACGGUGUUGAUCAGCUGGUGAUGGUACAUAGUUGUUGGUAGACCUGAUAGAUCAUAAAGAACAAAAAUGAAAUGUUGCUGUGGCAGCAGACGCCUUUUUUUUUCUUCAUUUGAUUUUUACUGAUGAUUUAAGAUGAUUUCAAUCAAUGUAUUUAUAUACUGUGUCACUAGGAAAUGGUUUUGUGAAUGAUUUUCUUUAUUGAGGAGAUUCAAAUGAUAUUUCUAUGUCGAAAAUGAAAAAUAAAUAAGAAAUGCUUGAUAUCA
Messenger RNA from Scomber scombrus (Atlantic mackerel), 4159 nucleotides. It is a transcript of the gene mtdha, whose product is annotated as metadherin a. Gene Ontology annotation, cellular component: nucleus. Bases 34 to 1509 code for a protein of 491 amino acids. Gene Ontology annotation, biological process: positive regulation of canonical NF-kappaB signal transduction; positive regulation of angiogenesis; regulation of transcription by RNA polymerase II. Gene Ontology annotation, molecular function: transcription coregulator activity. NCBI's taxonomy places the organism in Eukaryota, Metazoa, Chordata, Actinopteri, Scombriformes, Scombridae. The record is from RefSeq and is a predicted model, not a curated record. The transcript is spliced from 11 exons.